AUGCUUAGAGCAACAUAUGAACAUAUUAUUCAUGUAGAGUCAUUUAAAAACAUUGAUCUCUUCAAUUAAGGACUCUAUUACUUGAGAUUUAUGAUCAAAUCUAAUGGUGAGUAAGCCACUCCUUACAAUUAUUUUGAAACCAAUAAUAACAAGAAAAAAGAAUCUUGGUAACCAAGUCAGAUUGAUGAACAAUACUUUUAAACUAGAACAUUUAUGAUACGAUUCCAAGAAGAAGAAGUAGAGAUAGAUGAAAGUUGCAUUUUUAAAAUAGAAGUCUCAGCAUCACCUCAUUAUGAACAUGAAUUCAAAUUAAUAUGUGAAUUAAUGUGUGCAGAUCUAGCUAAAAUUGGAGGUCCUCCUAAUGAAGAAUCUCUUUUCAAGUGUGUUGCUACCUUUUAAGGAAGAAUCUGCAACUCUUAUAAGGGAGUACAUGAAUAUGUCCCCAUAAUGUUUGAUACCAAUCAUUUUUGUCAGGUCCAUUGCACUGUCAAUUCUAAUCUUCAAGAUUUUAAGUUCCGAUUAAGUGAAUUUCAAAAAGCUAAUAGCUCUAAAAUAUCAAUUCAACCAAAGACAUUUACAGAGUUCCUUCAUAAACACACUAACAAAUUCACUAAGAGUCAAGAAUUCUUUGAUUACUACAUCGGAUAAUUGAGAUUAACAAGUGAAUCACUCUAAUAAUAAGUGGCUAAGCUUUGUGGUUAACUCAAAUUAUAUGAGGAAUUAUCCAAAUUACCCACAAUUCCUAAAUUCUCAUACAUCUAAUAUCAAGAAUCCUCCAUUAUAAAAGAAAAUAUCCAUACUAAAGGUAAUAUAUUAAUAUCUGACGUUUUAAAUUUAAAGAACAUUAGAGAUUAAAACCUGUUAUCUACUCUCAUCGAAAACGAUAUAAAUCAAUACUCUUCUGUUCUGUUUGAAUUACAAAACAUACUUAUUAAUAUCAUAUAAAACAAUUCAAAAUAAUACCGAAUACUUUUACAAUAAAACUAUCAAGUUAAAAUAAAAGAUAAAUGGGGAGAAACAUAUUUUAGAGAAGUCAUUAAAUGUAAUUCCUUUUCCAAUGGAACUUUGUGCCAAAAAUAACACCAAGAUGUCAGUGAUCAAAUUAGAAGAAAACCUCUUAUUAUGGAAUAGUAAUUGGAUAUUAUAGAUGAAAACCUAUUCUCUGAUUAAAAGUAGGCAACUGUGUUAUUUGAAGAAAUCUAUCAGAUUAGUUAACCUUUAGCUUAAUAAGAAUAAAUUUUGCAUUUAAUUGUUCUGGUACAUGGAUUUUAAGGAAAUUCCUUAGACAUGAGGUUGAUUAAGAAUAAUCUGCAAUUAUAAUAUCCAAAUCAUCACUAUUUAAUGAGUAGAGCAAAUGAAGAUUUAACUGAUGGAAAUCUCUCUGACAUGGGUUAGAAUCUAGCUCAGGAAGUUAAACAAUAUAUCUUGGAUUGGAUAAAGAACAACCCUUUUAGAAUCAGUUUUCUUGGUCACUCAAUGGGAGGAGUUAUUGUCAGAGCUGCUUUACCACAUUUGAGUGACUUCAAGAUCAAUAUGAAUACAUACAUAUCUUUAUCAAGUCCACAUCUAGGAUAUGGUUACAAUAAUAGUUUACUUAUUGAUGCAGGCUUAUGGUUUCUAAAAAGAAUGAGAAAAUCUGUCUCUUUACAAUAAUUAGCAAUGACUGAUGCUGAAUAAAUUGAAAAUACCUUCCUGUAUCAAUUGUCAAGAUAGGAUGGCUUGAAUUGGUUCUAGAAUAUCCUAUUUGUCAGUUCAGCAUAAGAUUCAUAUGUUCCAUUUGAGAGUGCAAGAAUCUCUAAGAAUUUUGAAAGAAGUGAUUAAGUAUCUAUAUUUAUCAUUAUAAAGAACUCGAGAAAAUAUGAGAAAAUGGUUGAUAAUAUCUUUAAUGGAAUGAGAGCAACAUAAGUGAGAAGAUUAGAUGUUAAUUUCGUUUUAAAAGAGUAAUUACAUAUAUUCUAUUAUUUAGAAAUAGAACCAUAGACAAUAUGAUUGGAAGAUCAGCACAUAUUAUGUUUUUAGAGAAUCAAUAAUUGUUAAGAAUGUUGGUAACAUGUGUAGAUGAUAUAUUUAAUUGA
Paramecium octaurelia is the source of this 2075-nucleotide messenger RNA. The record is from the annotation of a GenBank genome assembly. NCBI's taxonomy places the organism in Eukaryota, Ciliophora, Oligohymenophorea, Peniculida, Parameciidae.